Messenger RNA from Condylura cristata (star-nosed mole), 3700 nucleotides. It is a transcript of the gene MGAT1, whose product is annotated as mannosyl (alpha-1,3-)-glycoprotein beta-1,2-N-acetylglucosaminyltransferase. The transcript is spliced from 2 exons. Gene Ontology annotation, molecular function: alpha-1,3-mannosylglycoprotein 2-beta-N-acetylglucosaminyltransferase activity. NCBI's taxonomy places the organism in Eukaryota, Metazoa, Chordata, Mammalia, Eulipotyphla, Talpidae. Gene Ontology annotation, cellular component: Golgi apparatus. The coding region runs from base 1150 to 2481 and encodes 443 amino acids. The record is from RefSeq and is a predicted model, not a curated record. Gene Ontology annotation, biological process: protein N-linked glycosylation.
UGUGGGUGGGCCCCCAUUGAGAAACUGGAACUCGGUUCCAAGGGGCUGUUGCUGGCGGGACUGGGGCCUCUGAUAUUCCAGUAGAGUGCUUUCUGGAGUGGCCCUGGGAAGGAGUUUGACAGAGAUUGGAAAUUAUGUCCCUGGCACAGUUUUAGAAGAAGCGGGGGAGGUCAGGGUGAAGGGAAAAGAGCAAAGAAUGCAUUUGGAAAGUGCCAGCACCCAAGUCUGGAAUAGAUUAAGUUAGGUCGGGAAUAGACCUGGCCGAUUAGAAAGAGCGCUGAAUACCCUAAGAAGCUUUGGGAGAUGUAGGACGAUUAUUGUGUAGCACUAACAAGAGGACAGUAGGAUGUUCUUUUUCAUCUUUCUUAGAAGACAUUUCUUCAUCCACAGUCAUUGGUUGCUUUUUAGUUGUGAAAAUAGAUGUGAUUCUUCCUUUACUCUGAGCCAUAUGUGUGCAUACAUAUUGGUAAGAUGGUACGGUUUUGGGGUGAAAUAUUGAGUGAAGUGUUAUGAAGUGUUUAAAGAAGGAGUUUUGAAAGUAUUGUAAAACAAUUAGAUCAGGAGUCUGGGGAAUUAACCCAUUUGGGUGUAUAAUAGGUUAGAGUGUGUCAUAAUGCUUAAAUAUUCUGCAGGUUAACAAAUCAGCCUCCUGGGCCAUGCCAUUACUGAAGGCUGUUUCUUCUCAUGAGCCCCAGAAGAAGACAGAAUGGCCAGCCCUCAAAGUGGAUGACUUCCCCUCCCUGAGCAAGAGAUGGGCUAGUACCCAGGAUCUGCCCAUCACCAGACACUGGGUUUAAUGAGCCAACUGAAUGAAGGGAUGUAACACACCCCUAGGAGGGACACUGAAACUGCAGUGGGGGGGGAGGGGACUGGACAUCCCCCUUCCCCCCAGACUCCUCCCCCUCAGAGUCCACUCAAACAUGGACUUUGGACCUGGAUGAAAGGAAAGAAGCUGUACUCGGUGUACCUGGGAUUCUCAGUUUUGGAAAUAGAGUGCUGGAUGGGGGUUUGAUAACCGCCAGGGGAGCAACUGAGAGAAAAGAAAAAAGGUACAUGGCUGCUUUCUAAUCCCACAGUCUAGAGGAAACUUCCUGAGAACUGUGGGACAGCCUCAGUCCCACCCUUGCUGCCUCCCCUGCGGGGGCCAGGAUGCUGAAGAAGCAGUCUGCAGGGCUUGUUCUGUGGGGCGCCAUCCUCUUUGUGGCCUGGAACGCACUGCUGCUCCUCUUCUUCUGGACGCGCCCGGCACCAAGCAGGCUGCCCCCCGACAGCGCUCUGGAUGACGACCCAGCCGGCCUUACCCGGGAGGUGAUCCGCCUGGCCCAGGACGCGGAGGUGGAAUUGGAGCGGCAGCGGGGGCUGUUGCAGCAAAUCAGGGACCACCAUGUGCGGUGGAACCAGCGGUGGAGGAUGCCCUCUGUGGCUCCACCUGUCCCUGUGACCUCGCCACCAGCUGUGAUCCCCAUCCUCGUCAUCGCCUGUGACCGCAGCACUGUCCGGCGCUGCCUGGACAAGCUGCUUCAUUACCGGCCCUCCGCGGAACGUUUCCCCAUCAUCGUCAGCCAGGACUGUGGGCAUGAGGAGACUGCUCAGGUCAUAGCCUCCUAUGGCAGCGCCGUGACACACAUCCGGCAGCCAGACCUGAGCACCAUCCCAGUGCCACCCGACCACCGCAAGUUCCAGGGCUACUACAAGAUCGCGAGGCAUUACCGCUGGGCGCUGGGCCAGGUCUUCCACAGCUUCAAAUUCCCCGCAGCUGUGGUGGUAGAGGACGACCUGGAGGUGGCGCCAGACUUCUUUGAGUACUUCCAGGCCACCUACCCGCUGCUGAAGGCCGACCCCUCCCUGUGGUGCGUGUCUGCCUGGAAUGAUAACGGCAAGGAGCAGAUGGUGGACUCGAGCAAGCCUGAGCUGCUCUACCGCACGGACUUCUUCCCAGGCCUGGGGUGGCUGCUGUUGGCAGAGCUCUGGGCAGAGCUAGAGCCCAAGUGGCCUAAGGCCUUCUGGGAUGACUGGAUGCGAAGGCCAGAGCAGCGGCAAGGCCGGGCCUGUGUGAGGCCUGAGAUCUCUAGAACAAUGACCUUUGGCCGCAGAGGUGUGAGCCAUGGCCAGUUCUUUGACCAGCACCUCAAGUUCAUCAAACUGAACCAGCACUUCGUACCCUUCACCCAGCUGGACCUGUCAUACCUGCGCCGAGAGGCCUAUGACCGCGAUUUUCUGGCCCGUGUCUAUGGCGCCCCCCUGCUGCAAGUGGAGAAAGUGAGGACCAGUGAGCGGCAGGAGCUGGGGGAGGUGCGGGUGCAGUACACCGGCAGGGACAGCUUCAAGGCCUUCGCCAAGGCACUAGGAGUCAUGGAUGACCUCAAGUCCGGGGUCCCCAGAGCUGGCUACCGGGGCAUCGUCAGCUUCCUGUUUCGGGGACGCCGGGUCCACUUGGCCCCCCCGCAGACCUGGGUGGGCUAUGACCCUAGCUGGAAUUAGCGGCGCCCACCUCUCUCCCAGAUCCCUUAUUGCUAUACCAUGGGCUGAGGAAACACAGAUCCUGGGCUGCAUCGUCCUCUCUGUUUCUACCUUGGGUCCAUUUAUUUCCUUUUUUAUUUGCGUGGCAUUCCAGUGCACAUGUGCUAAGGUGAGGGUUAUUCUGGUCUCAAGGGAAUUUUUCUGGGGAUUAAACAGAAAAUCACUGUGUGGUAGAGAAACACUUGGGCUUGUAUAGAUAGGCCACACCUUCUGCAUUUCAGGUUUUCUCUGGGACAUUGCAAAGAGGGUGGCUCACCUGACAAGGCCCUUUCUCCCUGUUCUGGCUCUUCUAGCUGGGGUAUGAGGCUUCUCCUAUACCUGCCCCUUCCCCACUUUCUUCCAAAUGGAGAGGGGCUGAGUUAUAUGAGAUAGGGUCAUAUUCGUGGCCAAAAUGAAACUAAUCAAAGGAAUUUUGUCAUCAGGGGCGGGGUGGAGGUACUUGGUGUCAGGAUUUACUGCUUCCUGCCCAUGUCUCUCUUCUCUUCUCUCCCUAUCCCUGACCUCCUUUCAUCUCUUCUUUUCCUGCAGCCUAGCAAUUCGUGAUUCUAAGAUGAAAAGUUGAAGGAGAAAAGCAAGAUCUCUCCUCAGCUCAUCCCCAGCGGUGGGGGAAAGGUGGUAGGGGGAAAGCCUUGGUGUGCUGGGGCGCACCUCCCUCCUCCUGCCUCAGAGAGACUCUCCUGGAUACACCCCUGUUGCUCUCGGAGGGUUCCUUGCUGACUUGGUGGAAGAGAAGUUAGCUCCUUGUGUCCCCUUUCACCUGGGGGCUGGUGCAGGUGCAGGGCGCCUCUCCCAGGGCUCCCUCGGCAAGAGAGAGAGCAGUCAGGCCUGCUGCCCAGGCUCCCCCGGCCCCUCUCCUCCAGGCAGUCCCAUCUGCACGCACUGGGAUGCAGAUGGUGGGGCGGAGAUCAUUGUGUGUGUUUUGUUUCUUGCCUGACCUCAGCUCAAGAAAGAAAGUUGAAGCUAUAGAAUUAUUUUCAAAAAUAAAGUGAAGGCUAAAUUGUCUGAGAAAAUUGUGUGUAUGUCUGUGUGUGUCCUGGAAAAGGAGAUGUGGAAAAGAAAGUGUAGGAUCGCGGAAGAAAGGAAAAGUAGAGAGCAGGGACCAAAGGAAAGGGCAGGACAGACAAAAGGCAGUGGAUCAGCUAAGGGAAGAAGAGCAGAUAACCUAAGGAGGAGAGCUGGG